GAACAAUUUAUAUCCCUAUAUUAUGUAACAAGCACGCAAGGUCACGUUGCAAAUGCGUGCUGUCAGAUCUAGGCAUACACUGUUUAAUAUCCCGCCGUUAGUUACAACGAUUAAUUCAUAAAGUGCACUUUGUCUAGGUAGUAAAAAUCUUCAUAUCAGUUUGAGUAGUCGCAUUUACAGGUUGUGUUGCACAAUGACAAUAAAGCAUAUAUUAUCGUUAUCAAAUGCAGAAUUUAAGAAAUUUAUGGACUCCAUUGAUGUAGUUUUAUCAGAUUGCGACGGUGUAUUAUGGAGAGAAACCGAGGUAAUAAAGAAUUCACCUGAAACAGUAAAUAAAUUCAAAGAACUGGGUAAAAAAUUUUUUUAUAUAACAAACAACAAUACCAAAACUAGAUCUGAAUUUAUAGAAAAAUGUGGACAUCUUAAAUAUGAUGCAACAAUAGAUGAAAUAGUGUGUACUUCAUUUUUGAGUGCUAUGUAUCUGAAGGAAAAAAAAUUUGAUAAAAAAGUAUAUAUAGUUGGAAGUGUUGGUAUUAGCAAGGAACUUGAAGCUGAAGGUAUCAAACAUUGUGGUGUGGGACCAGAUAUAAUGGAAGGUGACGAAGUAGAACUGGUAAAACAGUUUAAACCAGAUCCAGAAGUUGGAGCAGUUAUCGUAGGCUUUGAUAAAUAUUUUAGUUUUCCUAAGCUUGUAAAAGCUGCUACCUAUUUACAGGAUCCAAAUGUUCAUUUUAUAGGAACAAACUGUGAUACAGAAAGACCUUCCCCAAAUGCUAACACAUUUCCAGGAACUGGCUGUUUUAUAAGAACCAUAGAAACAGCAUGCAAUAGAUCAGCAAUAAUGCUUGGAAAACCAGAAUCUUUUGUGAGUGAAUACAUUACGAAGAAAUAUGGUUUAAAUCCACAAAGGACACUCAUGAUUGGAGACAAUUGUAAUACCGACAUUCUCCUCGGAAAACGAUGUGGAUUUAAAACUCUUCUCGUAUUAACGGGUAUUACAACACAGAAUGAUAUACAUGCCAUGAAUACUUCUGCUGCAAAUUCCAAAGAUUUGGUAAUUCCAGAUUAUUAUGCAAACGAAUUAGGUGAUGUACUAAAAAUGAUUCCAUCACUUUGAUGAUUUUAUUAUUUCCAAAAAUCGAAUACUUCU
Messenger RNA from Eufriesea mexicana, 1150 nucleotides. Its product is annotated as glycerol-3-phosphate phosphatase. The coding region runs from base 194 to 1117 and encodes 307 amino acids. Gene Ontology annotation, cellular component: cytoplasm. The transcript is spliced from 6 exons. NCBI's taxonomy places the organism in Eukaryota, Metazoa, Arthropoda, Insecta, Hymenoptera, Apidae. The record is from RefSeq and is a predicted model, not a curated record. Gene Ontology annotation, molecular function: phosphatase activity.